Hydatigera taeniaeformis is the source of this 222-nucleotide messenger RNA. Lineage: Eukaryota; Metazoa; Platyhelminthes; Cestoda; Cyclophyllidea; Taeniidae. The record is from the annotation of a GenBank genome assembly.
GGUGCCUGUAUGGCUGAGUACCUGCCCUUCAAGGAUCUCUAUCAGCAUCUCUCCAAGUACGUCAAAAAUGAGGAGCAGUUGUGGAAGCAUUGCAUGCGAGUGAAGCGUUGUCUGCCGUGCCAAAAUGAGUGCGGAGGAUACGGGAAGGACCAGCGGUACUUUGAAGGUAAUGCACUCUAUCUUCAGUUCUGUUUGUUUGGCAAGAAUACUGAGAGUGGCUGA